Dichomitus squalens LYAD-421 SS1 is the source of this 849-nucleotide messenger RNA. RefSeq lists its product as uncharacterized. The transcript has 3 exons. NCBI's taxonomy places the organism in Eukaryota, Fungi, Basidiomycota, Agaricomycetes, Polyporales, Polyporaceae. Gene Ontology annotation, cellular component: nucleus; RNA polymerase III complex. The record is from RefSeq and is a predicted model, not a curated record. The coding region runs from base 1 to 849 and encodes 282 amino acids. Gene Ontology annotation, biological process: DNA-templated transcription.
AUGGAGGUCGAGGACCGCCUCGUUAGCGUCAUUCCCGUCAACUACACAGAUGCUCUCCGGCCAAAUAUUCAGCUACAUCAAUUCCCUCUCCUCACACGACCCCUGGAAGUCCCACCAUCCGCCGCUGCCAGCGGUAAGCGCAUCCGCGCACGCGUGAAGGCUAAGGUGAAGCGGCUCGAAGUCCAUGUACCUGUCGAUACGCGUCCCGAGGUAUGGAAUAGCGAGAGAUCAAAGGAACUAGGUGCAGCGCGGGUGGAGGACGAUAAGGAGAAGAAUCAGGAGCUGCCGAAAGUGAAGCAGCGAGAAGGAGAGGAUGCUAGGCUGUCGGAGGUGCGAAUGCGCAGUGAGCAAGUUCCACAGAUUGGUGUAUAUGUUCUAGGGGUUCUUCGUGAGGGACGGCUCUAUCUACAUCCGAUAAACGAGACUCACCAGUUCCGUCCAACCCUCACCUAUAUGGAUAUGCACCUUCGAAAAAGCAGGCGCACGCGUCCAGGGGAUGAGUCGGAUGAAGACGAGGGCCCUCCUCCAGAUCCAGAUGAGCCUGCGCCCGCUCCAGCGCCGAAGAAGGAGAAGAAGCCCUCCGGGCAGGCGAAGGAGGUGCAGGUGGCCGUCCGCAAAACUGCAGAAAGCCAGGGUCUGCAGUUCACGGGGGGCAUGACACAAAUCCGCCGGGAUAUGCUUACACUGAUCCACGCUGAAGAGGAUGAACAAUGGGAUGACUAUGAGUAUUGCGGGGGAGAGACGGCGGAGGCAAAUGAGGCUUUCGAGUCGGUGUUCUCGACCUCCUUCGAGGAGCUUGAAUGUAAAACAGAUAUAACAAGUCUGCUUAAGAAUGUGCCUGGUUUGUGA